ACUUAAGAGCCAGAAUCAGCYUGGGGGAGCCUGUGCUGGUCAGGAUGGCUACUGGGGAGCAGAGGCAGCAGGAGCGACGCCGGCAGAGGGUUCGGCAGCAAGAGCUGCUCCCGGCAGAAAUCCUGGGCAAGCACCCCCUGCAGAACAGAUGGGCACUGUGGUUUUUCAAGAACGACAAGAGCAAGAUGUGGCAGGCGAACCUGCGCCUCGUCACCAAAUUCAGCACUGUGGAGGACUUCUGGGCACUGUACAGUCACAUCCAGCUUGCCAGCAAGCUCACAGCAGGCUGYGACUACUCCCUCUUCAAGGAUGGCAUUGAGCCCAUGUGGGAGGACAGCCAGAACAAGCGUGGUGGGCGCUGGCUCAUCACCUUGGCCAAGCAGCAGCGGCACACYGAGCUGGACCGUUUCUGGCUGGAGACGGUGAGUGCAACCCUGCUCGAGGGGGUCUUGGCUGUGCUGCUCCCCCUGCCCCAAUUCCCCAGUGAGGACUGUCCCAGGCUUCUCUUCUCCUCCCAACAGCUGCUGUGUCUCAUUGGGGAGAUGUUUGAUGAGUACAGCGAYGAGGUGUGUGGGGCUGUCAUCAACAUCCGCGCCAAGGGGGACAAGAUUGCCAUCUGGACCCGGGAAGCAGAGAACCAGGCAGGGGUCACCCACAUCGGGCGUGUCUACAAGGAGCACCUGGGCCUGUCACAGAACGUGGCCAUUGGCUACCAGGCCCAUGCGGACACAGCCACCAAGAGCAACUCCCUUGUCAAGACCAAGUUUGUGGUGUGACUCUGGGGGGAGUGGGGAGCUG
Molecule: messenger RNA, 798 nt
Organism: Malurus melanocephalus (red-backed fairy wren)
Lineage: Eukaryota; Metazoa; Chordata; Aves; Passeriformes; Maluridae
Gene: EIF4E1B
Product: eukaryotic translation initiation factor 4E family member 1B
Exons: 6
Coding region: 45-776 (243 amino acids)
Biological process (GO): translational initiation
Cellular component (GO): cytoplasm; eukaryotic translation initiation factor 4F complex
Molecular function (GO): RNA 7-methylguanosine cap binding; translation initiation factor activity
Source: RefSeq, a predicted model, not a curated record